AUGGGACACAAUAAUGGCACUGAAGUGACUGAAUUCAUUCUGCUGGGAUUUGCGGGUCAACACAAGUUUUGGCACAUCCUCUUCAUGGUAUUUCUGGUGACCUAUGCAGCCACCUUACUAGGCAAUGUGGGGAUGAUCCUCCUCAUCAAGAGCCACUCCUCCCUUCACACCCCUAUGUACUUUCUCCUCCAACACUUGGCUUUUGUGGACCUCUGCUAUGCCUCUGCUAUCACUCCCAAGAUGCUGCAGAAUUUCCUGUGCAACAAACAAUCCAUCUCCUUCACAGGAUGUCUGGUGCAAUUGCUGGUCUAUGGUACUUUUGUAACCAGUGACUGCUACAUCCUGGCUGCGAUGGCAGUGGACCGAUACGUGGCCAUCUGUAACCCACUGCACUACCCAACUGUCAUGUCUCGGAGACGCUGCAUUCAGCUGCUGCUGGGUUCAUAUUUCAUGGGUUUCCUGAAUGCCUCUGUAAACACAGGUUUUACUUUCUCAUUGAACUUUUGCAAAUCCAAUGCAAUUAACCACUUCUUCUGUGAUGUACCCCCAAUCCUUGCCCUGUCAUGCUCCAGUAUCCACGUCAACAUCAUGGUACUGACUGUCUUUGUGAGGUUUAACUUGACAUUCACUGUGCUGGUUGUCAUCUUUUCCUACACAUGCAUCCUGGAUGCCAUCCUGAGGAUAUCUUCUGCUGCAGACAGGAAAAAAGCCUUCUCUACAUGUGCCUCCCACCUAAUAGCAGUCACUAUUUUCUAUGGGACUCUCUUGUAUAUGUAUGUACACCAUGGGACCAAUAGAUCUCAAGAGCAAGAAAAAGUGGCAUCUGUGUUUUAUGGUAUCAUAAUUCCCAU
Messenger RNA from Marmota flaviventris (yellow-bellied marmot), 851 nucleotides. Its product is annotated as olfactory receptor 5AK2-like. NCBI's taxonomy places the organism in Eukaryota, Metazoa, Chordata, Mammalia, Rodentia, Sciuridae. Gene Ontology annotation, molecular function: G protein-coupled receptor activity; olfactory receptor activity. The record is from RefSeq and is a predicted model, not a curated record. Gene Ontology annotation, biological process: G protein-coupled receptor signaling pathway. Gene Ontology annotation, cellular component: membrane.